Schistosoma spindalis is the source of this 1394-nucleotide messenger RNA. NCBI's taxonomy places the organism in Eukaryota, Metazoa, Platyhelminthes, Trematoda, Strigeidida, Schistosomatidae. The record is from the annotation of a GenBank genome assembly.
UUUAAAUAUGGGCUGAAGUUGUUACAUUGUACCAGAUUUCAAUUGGUUCUAGUUUGACCGCCUGAUUCCCUUGUACACCGCACGUCACACUCUUGGCUCAAUUCAUCUGCAAGCCAAACACUGAUCUAGCAAAGGUCAAACGAUAAUCUCUAUGGCUGUUCAGGAGUCUAGUUGUGCCGUAGAUGACCGAGUGGAUGACGAAAAUUGUGGUCCACUACUCAUACAAAAGUUAGAAUCCGCUGGAAUUGCCGCUGCUGACGUUAAAAAGCUUCGAGAGGCAGGCUUUCAUACUGUUGAAAGUAUCCAGUUUGUUCCAAAGAAAACUCUGCUGGCAGUAAAAGGGAUUAGCGAAGCUAAAGCAGACAAAAUUAUAGAAGCUGCUCAAAAGUUAGUUCCUUUUGGAUUUACAACUGCCACUGAAUUUCAUCAAAAACGGUCAGAAAUUAUCCAGUUAACCACUGGCUCAAAAGAGUUAGAUAAACUGUUACAAGGUGGUAUUGAAACUGGAUCAAUUACGGAGUUGUUUGGAGAGUUUCGGACUGGGAAAACGCAGAUAUGUCAUACUUUAGCCGUAACUUGUCAGUUACCCAUUGAUAUGGGUGGUGGUGAGGGGAAAUGUUUGUAUAUUGAUACGGAAGGCACCUUUCGUCCUGAACGUUUGCUAGCAGUUGCAGAAAGAUAUGGUUUAUCUGGUAGCGAUGUCCUAGACAAUGUGGCUUAUGCCAGAGCCUACAAUACUGAUCAUCAAAUGGAGUUACUUAUUAACGCAGCGGCUAUGAUGAGUGAGUCAAGAUAUGCAUUACUAAUUGUUGAUAGCGCCACAGCUCUUUAUCGUACUGAUUAUUCUGGUCGUGGGGAAUUAUCAGCACGACAAAUGCAUUUGGCUAGAUUUUUGCGUACAUUAUUACGACUCGCUGAUGAAUUUGGUGUGGCUGUAGUUAUUACUAAUCAGGUAGUCGCUCAAGUUGACGGUGCUGCUAUGUUUUCUGCUGACCCUAAGAAACCUAUUGGUGGAAAUAUAAUGGGUCAUGCUUCAACUACUCGAUUAUACCUCAGAAAAGGUCGUGGAGAAACUAGAAUCUGUAAAAUUUAUGACAGUCCUUGUUUGCCAGAAGCUGAAGCUAUGUACGCUAUUCUUGCCGACGGUAUAGGUGACGCAAAAGAUUAACGAAGUUUUGUAACAAACAAACAAACCAAUUUGUGUUCAAAGAGUUCAUUUCAAGUCCAAUAUUUUUCACAAGAUAGUUCCGUUAAAAUUCUGAAUAUUGUAAAUAUGUGGCCAUAGUUAUUCUGUUGACAGGUUGUUUUUUUUGUAACACUAAUGCUUUCUCUGAAAACAUUUGGUUUAUUUUUAGAAGGGAAAAUUUUAUAUACAUUGAUUUAUUGCGAAAAAA